Molecule: messenger RNA, 3341 nt
Organism: Paramormyrops kingsleyae
Lineage: Eukaryota; Metazoa; Chordata; Actinopteri; Osteoglossiformes; Mormyridae
Product: ras-related protein Ral-B
Biological process (GO): signal transduction
Cellular component (GO): membrane
Molecular function (GO): GTPase activity; GTP binding
Source: RefSeq, a predicted model, not a curated record
AUAUUAAUCACGAUUCGUCUGUGUCACACUUUCCCUGGUCGGAAGGCAUAAAGAAGCACGUGACACAGGGAUGGGAGGACGGGAUCAGGAAAGAAGGGAAAACAAGCAAUCAGACUGUAGGAAGGAAGGAAAACAAAACAGUCAUUCCAGCAUCAGUACGCGGGGAAAAAAAAGAAGAAAAAGUGAAAGUUAGCUUGGGAAAGCAGGCACUGGAAACUGGGCGAGAUAAAAAAAAAACAGAAGACGAAUAACGUGAUCAUCAUCUGACCCUGGCCGGCACAGGAAAGCCGCAACCAACCAACCUUACAGUCACAGGUGGUGUUGGUCAGCAUCCGGAGAAGGAGUCCAGCCAUGGCAGCCAGCAAGAGCAAAAGUCAGAGCACCCUGGCCCUGCACAAGGUCAUCAUGGUGGGCAGUGGCGGCGUGGGCAAGUCCGCGCUCACCCUGCAGUUCAUGUAUGACGAGUUUGUAGAGGACUACGAGCCCACCAAGGCAGACAGCUAUAGGAAGAAGGUUGUCCUGGAUGGGGAAGAGGUCCAGAUUGAUAUUCUGGAUACAGCGGGCCAGGAGGACUACGCUGCCAUUCGGGAUAACUACUUCCGCAGUGGAGAGGGCUUCCUACUGGUGUUCUCCAUCACGGAGCAGGAGUCCUUUGCUGCCACGGCUGAGUUCAGGGAGCAGAUCCUGCGUGUCAAGGCUGAAGAGAAUUGCAUCCCUCUGCUGCUGGUGGGCAACAAGUCUGACCUGGAGGAGCGCAGGCAGGUGGCUGUGGAGGAGGCCCGGAGCCGGGCCGAAGAGUGGGGGGUGCAGUAUGUGGAGACCUCGGCCAAGACGCGUGCCAACGUCGACAAGGUGUUUUUUGACCUGAUGCGAAAUGUGCAGGCAAAGAAAUCAAAAAACAAGGAAAAAAAGGAAAAGAGCGGAGGAAACAAGAAAGGAUUCAGGGAGCGAUGCUGUUUACUCUGAUCGGCGCUGGACUGCAGGCCACCGGACACCCUUCAAACAAUCAACAAAUAUCACAGCUCCCUUCCUUUCACUCACGCUGAGGGUUUAAUGCUGAGGGUUUAAUGCUAAGGGAAUCCGUUUAUUUCUUUGAUAUUUUUAAACAUAUUUUGAUUGUAAUGAUGUUCCUCUCUCACUUCAGACCUCCACAGCGCCUUGGAAGCACAGGAACGUACCGAGCUGCUCGCAACACUAAGCCUUUGUUGAGUAUUUUGUCCACUUUAGUUCUGUUGUUAGGCUGUCAGCACGUCUGCAAGGUCCUUGCAGUCCAUCGGGUUUCAGUAUUUAAACACGGGGCAUGUUAAGUUUGAAGUAGUGUAUCUUUAGCCAAGCUGAACCAAAUAUGGAGGAGAGCCGACUGGAUGGGUGCAGUGUGAUGGAGGUGGAUGGGGCAGACAGCCCUACUCCCUGUGAGCCUUGGGGCCCUUCCCCCCCCCCGCCGCCGAGCCUUUCACAUGGUUUUAGACUCAGAAACACGCAGCUGAGCACCUUGGUCCGUUGUGGCUAGCGGGCCACUGCCUCCUGGCGCUGGUCUUCUACCUGUAUCUGUGAGGGCCCAUGUACCAAAUCCAGGUCCCUUGCUGGAUCAUUCAGGGACAAACAGUAAGGCGACUCUCCAUAGACAUUCCCACACCCCUGUGCAGGCAGUCAGCUCACCUGCCUUUUCUCCAUUUUUACAUUACCAGAACUAGUACAAUGGUGCUUCACUGUAGACAUGGCAAUUGAGCAAAUACCUCCCUCAAUAAUGGUCUCUGAUUGUCACAUAUGACAGUUUGGCGCACUGAUAAGAUGUUCUGAAACUGGCCUCCUACAAAAAUGGACUUGAAUCUUAAGUCAAAGUUGAAACAUAAGGCAAACAUUAAGCAAAAGGCAACAAGAUGACAACAGGCACAGGUCUAGCUGAGAAGCCAGCAGUUCUUGGUCUGCUGUAGGCUCAUUUUUCCUGCUUUAACCCACCGAUCAUACCCAAGAGUUUUAAAUGAGAAUCAGCUGAAUUGAUUAUGAUUAUGCAGAAGAAUUUCCCCACACUGGACUCAGGAGUACAGUUUUCACCAACACUGGAGACCCCAUCUGAAGAAAAAACAGAAGCUUAAAGUAAAAAUGGCAAAAUGAGUUGGUGCAGGAGUGUGAUGCUCAUAGCGACCCAAAGGCUCUCAGUCCUCUGUCUUCAGAUCAUGGGACGUCAAAAUAACGCUAUAAGUGUUAAAAUCUACCCUUUCGCUGGGAUUGAGAGCCUGCAGGGAUUGUCGUUUGUGUAAUCAGUAAUCAGAUUGUUUCUUCCAUUUGGUCCUCUGUGAAAAACAAAACACUAAAUGACCAGAGAACAAGCCUUAAAUCAAGUGCCUGCUUGAUUUCUCAAGGGCUAACGACACCCAAGUCAGGGAGUAUCGCGUUUGGCAUGACGCAUGGUGCUGCCCGCUAACUCGGCGGCUCAGCCAAGGAUGAAUGAGUGAGUUCAGGUAGAACAAAAGAUGGCACAUGCAGGACCAGGGCAAAACCUCUAUGUUUACAGAGCUGCACGUUUUCAGUGCUUUGAAGAUAAUGUAAAAGGUAGUUUAGAGACAGGGCUUCACUGAGCUGCGACACAAAGGGCUUCCCCCAGCACACUGCAGCCCUGUGCUAUUCUGGGGCGGUCGCCGGUAAGCCAUCAGUAACAUGCUGACCGAUGACUCUGCUCACAUUCCUAGAAUCACUGGUGCUGCUCUAACGACGUCAUAUUCACAAGAAUUCGCAGUGUCAGAAUUCUAACCCCAUGUCUUACUGUCGUGUUCAGUUUCCAAAAAGGGAAGCAAGGUUAAAUUUUACAUUCCCAGAUUUCCGAUGCAUCCAUCCAUCUUCUGCCUAUCCUAGGGCGGGGACCACCCUGGACUGGAUGAAAUUUUUGAUGCAAAAUGCCCCAAAAUCCAUUAUCAGCUUUUUACUACAAAAAUACGUAUUGCUGUCCAUUUCCAGCUCCAUUAAUAUUUGUUAAAAUGCAAACAUUAAUGUGCUACAUCCAGAUCUUGCCCUUCUGUAUGCACAGUAGCAUCGUCUCUGGCUGUGAGGAGACGUCGCUUCUCACAUGAAGGACCCAGGGCAGGAGAACUCUGCAGCCUGCCUCCGCUUUCCGUUUGAGGAUUUUUCAGUCACACGUCCCACUUGACGUCCCUGCUGCAGUUUGUAAGGGGCGAUCAGCUGUGAACAAUCCGCUCAAUUCAACAAAGCAGGGCCCUCUGACCCGACGGAACCAUGAAGUCACCUCAAGACAUUUCAAAGCUGAAACACUAUUUGUAUGAUUUUUCUGCUGGCUGUUUUUAAUGAAUAUUACUGUUGCCAAAUAAAUAUUUUUUCCCAUGUUA